This is a messenger RNA of Peronospora matthiolae, 1521 nucleotides long. The record is from the annotation of a GenBank genome assembly. NCBI's taxonomy places the organism in Eukaryota, Oomycota, Peronosporomycetes, Peronosporales, Peronosporaceae.
AUGGACGACGUCUCGUCGCUUCGUGGCAGCACUUGUAACAGCGCAGACAGCGCGGCUGCUCGACCGCCAGGACGACUAUUGCGCCAGGAGGCGGCCGAGCAAGCGCAGCAAGUCCGCGACGCGUUCAACAUGGCGCUACGGAUCAAUUACCUGGAAGAGCAGCUGCUGCUGUUUAAAGGAGGAGAAGACUCUACAAAGACCGAGGCACUCGUGGAACUGGCCGAGCUGCGCGUUACGCUGAACGCGCGUGAGCACGAGCUCCGUCAGCGUACGUUAGAGUUUACCCGCGUCGUGGACGAUCUCAAGGCCCAAGUAGAAGCAGCAAAGGCUGCAGGAGAUCGAGCGCCGUCAUCGCCGGAAGAACAGAAACAGGACAGCUGUGCUGUUGCAUCGUCGUCAACUGCAAUCAAGCAGUACCAACGGAUCUGCUUGAAACUCCGCGAUCAGUUGGACGCGAUGACAAAGCAGAGAGAAAAGAGCUUUUCAGACGCCAGUAGUUUGCAGGAACAAGUUGAUCAAUUGUCGACCGAUCUCAGGGGAGCAAGGGAAGCCAUGCGCGAUCUCAAAGGUGACUACGAGACCGUUUUGCACCGUAUGUACGAACUGGAGACUCAGGGGCGGCGGCAGCGCGAUGAGCUCCGGAAAGAGUUGGACGAGGCAUGGACGCACCGUUGCGAUCAGCAGCGCGUGACACACGAGCGAGAAAUGUUGCUGGUUAGAAAAGAUCUGCAGCACGUGGAAGCUGAAAAGGCGAUUGUCAACGAGGAAUUGCGCCAGGCAAGAGGCGAUAUUCGUGCACUGAAGAAUGACAAGAAGGACCUGGUCGAUCUCAAUGAUCGCAAUCGCGUUUUACUUGAAGAUUUACGAGAGUGCUACCGGAACUACACAGCGACGUAUCGCGAGAACCGCAGUCUGUUGAAAGCUGCUAGAGUUUGCAAAUCGGCCCUUGCCAUUCGAGACGACGAUGUCCGAAAGUGUACUCAGCGGCUUGAAGUCUCCAGCUCAUUGGAUGUGGCUAGGCAAGCUGUGAUGGAGCAGCUCCAGGAAACACGCCGUCUCCUUUCGGCAACAUCCAAAAGACUAGAAUGCAACAACCGAAUCAGGAGUGAAGAUACUCAGCGGGUGGCUGACCAUCUUCUUCAGAUCGAGUCGGUGUCAAAGCGAUGGGGCUGGACUUUUGCAAAGUUCCAAGAAUUGCAACAAAGAGUCGCUGACAAACUUUCACGUCGCUACGACGGGUCGAAAAAGCAGCCUCGCUGGGUCGUCGAUGCAAAGCAGGAGUGCUUGAGUUUGCAAGUCGAAGCUUCCAUAUUGUCGAGGACAAUCUGCAGCCUUAUCAGCAAUCCUGUCCGUCUACAGCAGCUGGUAAUCGAUGAAGAUGUUGCUGGUACGCUUGACAGCAGAUCGAAUCCACGUGUACCUAUUUGCCAUAGUCCGAAGUCGACGGACGGCGAGCGACUCAUUAACCUAAGCAAGCAGCUGGAAAAAGUGGAGGCAUGCAUACUACAACAAACAUCGUAG